This is a messenger RNA of Penicillium coprophilum, 1773 nucleotides long. RefSeq lists its product as uncharacterized. The coding region runs from base 1 to 1773 and encodes 590 amino acids. NCBI's taxonomy places the organism in Eukaryota, Fungi, Ascomycota, Eurotiomycetes, Eurotiales, Aspergillaceae. The record is from RefSeq and is a predicted model, not a curated record. The transcript has a single exon.
AUGGCGUCAAGAAGAAAACAACCCACCUGGAGGAAGAAGGAUGACAUUCAUUUUGUCAAUGCCAGACCUGCCUCCGAAACUGAACGAUUGAAAGCUCAGCGUCUGGUGCGUGCGCAUGUCGGGCGUUGGAUUUCAGAUCAAACAAAGGACCGAUCCGCCGGCGAAUCCUCCAAUACACGCACUCGACCGGUCCGCAAUCCAGUUCCCACCGUACCCGUCAAUGACCGCGCCGGUUCUGGUCCCUCUUAUACUAUCGUCUCACGCCCCUCAAGCUCCCAUCGGAACAUCCCCCGCGACUCUCGCAACCAGGUCACAUUCCGCGAUUCGCCCUUCCCGCCCUCCCAUGCUAGCGAUAGCAGCGAUAGCAGCAGCGAUGAUGCGAGUACCGUAACGGCCUUCUCUGCAGAAGCGCUCGCUGUUGCCCGGUUCAACAAACGGAACUCUCCUGAGCGACUCGAACGCAAUCUCUCUGGGAUAUUCGAUCCAUUCGCCACAUACCCCGCGCCUCAGAACUUCGAACCAGAGAUGAUCAAUUUGUCAGAGCGCUAUCUCACGGCUGUUGUGUGGCCGGGACUUGCCCCGCAACCACAUAAUGUGAAAGCUACGGCCAAUAAGUGGUUCGAUCUGUCCAUGGCGGACCCGGCUUUGUUUACAGCGUUCAUGUUUGGUUCCCUUUGUCAUCUCCGUGUACAGUGGCAGAAUAAUUGGGUGCCCGGUACGGUAUUCGGUCAAAGGGAACACCGGGCGCUACAGCUAUGUGAAAUGGAAUCGAUCAAGCUGAUCAACCAGGCCGUUCGUGAUCCAGAUCGUGCGGUCAGCGAUGCGGUUCUCCUUAGCGUUAUUUGCAUGGCUCAUCAUCAGGCAGAGGAGAAAUUGGUACAGCGGCACCGGAAAACACCAUUUAAUCCGCCUUUCCCACGACUACAAUGGAUCGAUGUCUACGGGUGUCUGCCACCGAAUAUGAUCCAUAUCAAAGGAUUGUUACAAUUGGUCAAACUGCGAGGCGGCUUAGCGAACAUUUCCACAGAGGGUCUCGCCGCGACAAUUUCCUUUUCGGAUAUCAUGAGCUGUAGCGUCCUCUGUGUCCGCCCAUGCUUUGAUUUCUGGCCUCUCGCCGAUUUCCGAUUGGGCUUAUCCAUCCAAGAGCUGCUUGGCUUCGGCCCAUCAGCCAUUGAGCAGGGAUUCGGCCGUUUGCAGGAAAUUGGCGCCACUCCCCAAAUGGCAGAAGCUUUCCAAGCGGUGCACACUUAUAUCGAGAUCAUCAAAGCGGGUCCCCAACAUGAUAUCUCUUUGCUCGCCGACCGGCGCAACCUAACCCAACAUACGCUCCUCUGUCUCACCCCGGGCUCAGACCUCUACUUCUCCCACCCCGUCCAUGCCGCCACCUAUGAAGCCUGCCGCCUAGCGGCACUCAUCUUCGGGGUCGGCGUCCUCUUCCCAAUCCCCGCACAGAAUACCCCUCUCAACAAACUAGCGCGUCUUAUCCAGUCGCUCCUACUCCAACCCUCCUCCUCCGAAAUAUGGUCUUCGCCAUCCACGCGGCUCGCUCUGAUCUGGGUCUUGGUCCUCGGCGGUAUUGCAGCGAACGAUGCCCCCGAGCGCGUUUGGUUCGUCUCUGCUCUCGGAGAUGUAGCCCGCAAGACUGGUUUGAAUUCAUGGGCCAGCAUCAAAUCUAUUAUUGGAUCCAUGUUGUGGUACGAUGCUGCCUGUGAUCUCGCUGCAGAGACUCUCUGGCAGGAGAACGCUAGCCUGUAUGGCUAUCUCAUUGAGUGA